AUGGAAGAACAUAAUAUUGUGGUGAUGGGAAGUGGGGGAGUUGGAAAAAGUGCUUUGACUAUGCAGUUUACUCAGGAUAUUUUUGUCAUCAAAUAUGAUCCUACCAUAGAAGAUUCAUACUGUCGUAAUAAAGUGAUCGAUAACAAAGAAUGUGCAUUGGAAAUUCUUGAUACGGCUGGGACAGAACAAUUUUAUAGUGUCUAUGAAAUGUACAUGAGAAAAGGGGAUGGGUUCCUUCUUGUCUACUCAGUUUCUGAACCUCAAACAUUUGAUUGGGCUCAAAACUUAUAUAAACAGAUCCAGGAAUAUCACGCUCCAAAUAAAGUCCCUGCUGUGAUUGUUGGAAAUAAGUGCGACAUGGAAUCUUCAAGAAAAGUCUCUACGGCUAAUUUAUUAACUCUUGGAAAAACUCUUGGAAUUCCUGUUUUUGAAACUUCUGCAAAAACUGCAGUGAACGUCGAACGUGCUUUUUGUGAGAUAGUUCGUCUCAUUAGGUCAAAAAAACGUUCACUAAAAUAUACAUCGAAAAGAAAAUGCACAAUUAUUUGA
Molecule: messenger RNA, 549 nt
Organism: Octopus sinensis (East Asian common octopus)
Lineage: Eukaryota; Metazoa; Mollusca; Cephalopoda; Octopoda; Octopodidae
Product: GTPase HRas-like
Exons: 4
Coding region: 1-549 (182 amino acids)
Biological process (GO): signal transduction
Cellular component (GO): plasma membrane
Molecular function (GO): GTP binding; GTPase activity; GDP binding
Source: RefSeq, a predicted model, not a curated record